AUGUCCAGCCCUGCCGACUCAAGGGCGCCGACGUCAGCUUUUGAGAGUCCCACGUUCGGAGAGGACAGCUCGUUCCAUGUAGAACAGCCUGUCGGAUCAGCGUCUAUAUCGCCAUGUGGCCGAGACGUCGUUUUAGCAUCUAGAGAGGGUCUCCACAUCAUUGAUCUUGACUCGCCGUAUUCGCCGCCUCGCUAUCUCCCUCAUCAUACUCCCUGGGAGGUUGCUGAUGUUCAGUGGUCACCGUUCGCGCAUAGAGAUUCAUGGGUCGUCAGCACGUCUAAUCAAAAGGCACUGGUAUGGAACCUCUCCAUGAGGAGUUGGGAAAACUCUAUAGAAUACGUCUUGCACGCGCAUUCACGUGCUAUCACCGAUAUCAAUUUUUCCGCCCACCAUGCCGAAAUUCUUGCUACUUGCGCAGUCGACAGCUUCGUGCAUUGCUGGGAUCUUCGGAUACCGUCUAGGCCUGUUGUCUCUUUUUCCGACUGGUUUGCCGGUGCAACGCAGGUCAAGUGGAAUCGCCAAGACCCUCAUAUCAUUGCAAGCUCUCACGACAAAUAUUUGCGAAUUUGGGAUGAUCGCAUGGGAGCCAUACCACUGAAAUCCAUAGAAGCUCACAGCACAAAAAUCUACGGUGUUGAUUGGGAGCGCACUCGAAGGGAAGGUAUUGUCACAUGCUCGUUGGAUAAAACCAUUAAAAUUUGGAACUUUGAGGGCAAAACAGACGUCCCCGAGAAGGUCAUUGAAACACCAUUCCCAGUUUGGCGUGCAAGAAAUACUCCGUUUGGCUGCGGUAUCCUCGCUAUGCCCCAACGAGGCGACAACGAUCUUCAUUUGUAUGGCCUCAGUUCAGCAGCUGAUAAUCAAUCCGCUCACACUAUGCCCCUUGUGCAUAGCUUUCCUGGACACAAGGGGCAAGUCAAAGAGUUCUUGUGGCGACCGAGAGGAACUGUUGUUAAUGGAAUCGACCAGAGAGAGUUUCAACUAGUGUCAUGGGGUGCCGAUAGAGAGCUAAGGCUACAUCGAGUCGAUAAGGAUAUCCUCCGUGGCGUGGGCUACGAAAAAGGAAAGACCGUUGAUCAUAGUCUACGACUCACCCGACUAGGUGCCACCUACAGAACUUUCCGAGACGAGCCUGUUGAAAAUCUGGAUGACUCCUUGUACGCAGAAACGGUAAUUUCUGCCAGUACUCGGCCUCAGGCCGGUGCUGCCUUCGGUUCAAACAAUGUGUCUACUCGCUAUCCUCGUGCAUCAAACCAUAAGAUUCAUAUUGAACCCAGAAUUGGCAUGCAGGGACGGUCGCAGUUCAGGGCUAAUACUAGCCCUAUCGCUUGGAUGCGAGGUGUCAAAAUAUCUGUCUGGGACAUUGAGACGUUAGGCGAUGAAAUUACACAUGUGGGCGAAAAAUUCUCCAAAGUGGAUUUUGAGUCAGUUGACGUCCGCCAGAGAAAAGUCACCAUUUCCUUGCAUGGCCCUUGGGGUGCAGAAGGCAGCUCGCUCUUUCUUAAGCUGGAUAUCAAAUUCCCCGAGGACUAUCCGCGAGUGGCAACGCCAACAUUUAAAAUUCAGAAGACUUCGGCUAUGACGAACGAACUGUCGGAGAAGAUAGUUUCCGAGUUACGCACAAUCUCAGAGACGUACAUGAGUCGAAAACGGGGAUGUCUUGAAGGUGCACUGCGUUAUCUUCUCGGAGAAUGCAGCCUCGAAGAGAGCAUUGCUUUGGUUCUCGGAGAGAAUAUAGAUACUAUCAAAUCCCCAAUUGCGGGACUAGAGGAUGACGAGUCUAGCGACGAGGAUGAAGACGUGGGUCAAUUUGAGAAACAAGAUCUCAGCAUGAGUUCCGAGUUGCUUCGCCCUGUCAAUGCCAAUGUCAUGGUUCCUGUUGCCAAGGUUUGUGGUGCUACUUGGAGCCACGACGGUCGCCUUGUCUGCUUCUUUCCACCAAAGAAAGACAAAGCCGGUUCUCUAUUCGAGUCUCUUGGCUUCAAGGAUAUAAGUCGACUUACACGAAACGACCGAGUCUUUGAAGGGUUUGGUCGCUUGCAUACAAGUUCGCCUAGCCGUCUACCUUCUAGAAAGACACUUGGCACAAUGAGCACAACAGACGAUGGCAGCUCAGAUUAUUCCGAUGACUCGGAUACAGCUUCUUCAAGCUCAUCUGAUUCAUCAGGUAUGAUACUUGGCUUGCCGAAUCGUUAUCAGAACGCAUCCAUGUGGCGUAGUGUUGGCACACUCGGAACUUACCGUACGAGGUCUGCCGAUAAUUCUCAGUUAUCUACCGUCGGCGGCCCAGCUGCCACCAUCGGUACGGUCAAAUCCUCAGAUUCUGCGCACAAUAUCAUUUCAAUUCACGAUCUCAGUGACCUACUACCUACGAAGAAAACGCUGGCUAGUCAGUACCAAAUAUUCGGACGUGGUGCAGAAGUGUGCGCGCAUAAUGCAGCAGUGGCGGCGGACUCUGGUUAUCAUCAUUUGGCUCAGGUCUGGGGCUUGCUGAAAUUGGUGUUGCAAAACCAAAGUGAUUUGCGACCUCACAAUCUCGACAUGGACGUCCUUGCUGGGCGAUUGUCUCAUGCUCAUAUCCACACUCAUCCAGGACAUACGACAGAUGGUCCUGUCAAGACAAAACAACCUCACAGAGGGGCUCUACACCGACCUAGUUUCAGUAAUAGUGCCUUUGGCGGUCGUUGGCUUAUUAAUGCGCUUUUUGAUCACUUUGAACGCAUAGGAGAUAUUCAAAUGCUCGCAAUGCUUUCCUGCAUUCUUCACGAGCAAUCCCUGCGCACCCGACUCGGCCGGCGACGUGACAAAGAGGUAUCCUUCAGUCAGCAAGCGCAUAAUCCCAUUGCCUUGGAUUUUUUCUCUUCCAGAGUCCCUGAUAGCAAGUCGCAGGCUGCGACACCGAUGACCUCAUAUUCGAGAGAUAGCGUCAAUGUUAGUGCCCUACAAAGCCCGGAGAUUCCAACGGAGCAAUGGAAUAGCAUUGGUACCACACCGCACUCUAGCUCAGCAUCUCCAAUUGCAACCCAUUCAAGGCUACUAGGGGGUCGUAAAACUCCGGCUCUCUCUAUUUCUGCGUCGCCAGAUGAUCAUAGUACAUCCAGACUUGGUUCCGGGGUAGGAACAGCGCUUGCAUCUUCACUGUCACGAUCAUUCACAUUUGGCCCUUCUGCCACCUCUUCGCCACCAGCAGGAACUACUAAGAAGAAGACUAGUCCAAUAGGGAGCAUGAACAUCCCGGCGGCUGUUACUUGGGGUGCAUCCCAGUUGAUCAACAGAGCUGUUUCGGCAAUACCAGAAUAUCUCAACUCUUCGACAGUGAUUACGUCAAGAAGCCAUUCGGAGGCCGACAGCGAAAAGAAGAAAGAGGCACGCAAACCGAUAAAAGUUCACGUGUCGCACAAGAAUCGCACAGCGUUUGACAGUGAUGAUUCCCCAGGUAGUCCAUUUAUUGACCGUAGAAGAGAAGCGUUGUUUCAGACCUACCGCAACUCGUACGCUAAUUUACUAUUCGUGUGGGAUCUGCCAAUCCAACGAAGCGAGGUGUUGAAAAUAGGCGCCUGUAUAGAGCAGAACCGUACAACGAAACAACCAUCGUCGUUCGAGAGGGGUGAUCGUAAGGAUACGACAUCUUCGAGACAAAUUACUGACGAAACUCUGGACGUUCAGCGCCAUUGCACUGAAUGCGGACAUGCGCUGUACAGAUCUGUCUUCUCUUCUGUGAGGCCAGAAGACCUCAGUGGUAAAAUGGUCAAACCGCCGCUUCCAAGAUGUCCUUCAUGUUCCGCUGUACAACCUCUAUCCGCUCACGUUGGGUGUGUAAUUUGUGGAGAAGUUGUUUCUGGAAUGUUUAUACCGUGUUUGGAGUGUGGUCACGUAUGCUGUUUUGAAUGCCACCAAGCAUGGUUCUCGCUUCAGCAACCUCGUACGGGCGAAGCGCAGAAUCUUUCUGAUUUGGUUUGUCCGAGUGCAUGUGGGUGCAGCUGCACUGAACACUCCGAGACAGUCGUCAUGCCGUCUCCCAUCGCAACACCAACUUACGAUGAGAAAGGGAACCUCGUCGGUGCACAUCAUCGCCUCAGACCUGAAAUGCCACCUCGUUCUCGACAGAGCGUCAUGGCUGGACAGACAGACGAUGACUUGGACGCAUGGCGCGGUGGUGCAAACUUCGCUCGAGGUUUAGGCAGCGGUCUCAGCCGAGUAUUGACAGCGACGGCAAAUGAACGCAGGAGGCGAACCAGUUCGUCGAACAGGAAGCCCCAGUUUGAUCGUAUCGAGACGAUGUAA
Talaromyces stipitatus ATCC 10500 is the source of this 4284-nucleotide messenger RNA. Its product is annotated as WD repeat protein. The record is from RefSeq and is a predicted model, not a curated record. Gene Ontology annotation, molecular function: protein binding. The transcript is spliced from 2 exons. Lineage: Eukaryota; Fungi; Ascomycota; Eurotiomycetes; Eurotiales; Trichocomaceae. The coding region runs from base 1 to 4284 and encodes 1427 amino acids.